AUAAAAUCCAUUCGUAAGGACAAAAUUAAGGAUGAACAAGAUAUGGUUCACAUCAGACGGGAGAUUGAGAUCAUGUCAUCCCUCAGCCACCCUCAUAUCAUCACCAUAUAUGAAGUGUUUGAAAAUAAAGAUAAGAUUGUGAUCAUCAUGGAGUAUGCAAGUAAAGGAGAGCUGUAUGAUUACAUCAGUGAGAGGCGGCGAUUGAGCGAAAGAGAGACAAGACACUUCUUUCGACAAAUAGUCUCUGCUGUACAUUACUGCCACAAGAAUGGUGUUGUCCACAGGGACCUAAAAUUGGAAAACAUCCUUCUUGAUGACAAUUUUAAUAUUAAGAUUGCUGACUUUGGACUCUCCAACCUUUAUCACAAAGACAAGUUUCUGCAGACCUUUUGUGGAAGCCCACUGUAUGCUUCCCCUGAAAUAGUUAAUGGACGACCUUACAGAGGCCCAGAGGUUGACAGCUGGGCCCUCGGUGUGUUGCUUUACACUUUGGUUUAUGGAACAAUGCCCUUUGAUGGCUUUGAUCACAAAAAUCUCAUCAGGCAGAUCAGCAGUGGAGAAUAUCGUGAGCCAACACAGACCUCAGAUGCUCGUGGUCUUAUCAGGUGGAUGCUGAUGGUGAACCCUGAACGCCGAGCAACCAUUGAAGACAUUGCCAAUCACUGGUGGGUUAACUGGGGCUACAAGAGUAGUGUUUGUGACUGUGAUGCCAUGAGGGACUCCGAGUCCCCGUUGCUGGCAAGGUUCAUUGAUUGGCAUCACCGAUCUACUGGCCUCCAACCAGAGACUGAUACCAAAAUGAAGUGCCUUUCUAAGCCCAAAGGUCCUGAAGUCACACUAGAGAGACAAAGGUCUCUGAAAAAAUCAAAAAAGGAAAAUGACAUUGUACAGUCCAUCCAGGAAGGAGGAGCUGAAAACGCAUCCAAACCCACCUCCAAGAGACCCAAAGGCAUCCUGAAGAAAAGGAGCAACAGUGAACAUCGAUCUCACAGUGCAGGUUUCAUUGAAGGAGUGGUCAGCCCAGUGUUACCUUCUGCUUUUAAACUGGAGCAAGAGUUGUGUAGGACUGGCGUAGCCAUUAAAAGUGUUGUGGAAGGAGAAGUAGCAGGCAAAUAUGGCACUAAGCAGUCUUCACUAAUGCCAAAAAAAGGAAUCUUAAAGAAGACUCAGCAGAGGGAGUCAGGCUAUUACUCCUCUCCAGAACGAAGUGAAUCUUCUGAACUCUUGGACAAUAAUGAUGAGACAGUAAACAGUGAUACUUCUCCAGGGGUCACAGAGCCAUCCAGAAAUGGCUCAUAUAGCCAUUCCUGCAGGCGUAAGGGCAUCUUGAAACAUAACAGCAAGUAUUCUACCAGCAGCACUGAAUCUGCUUUGAUUAGCCCUGACACACCAACGCUGGAGGCCAUGGAAGAAGUGGUCCUGCCUGGUGAUGCAUUACCUCGAAGUUACAGUCGCCCUUCCAGCGUGAUUAGUGAUGACAGUAUUUUGUCCAGUGACUCCUUCGAUUUGCUGGAUUUGCAAGAGAACAGGCCAAACAGACAGAGGAUACGAAGCUGUGUCUCUGCUGAAAAUUUUCUCCAGAUCCAAGACUUUGAAGGACUUCAGAACUGCCCACGGCCACAGUAUCUAAAACGUUAUCGCAACCGUCUGGGGGACAGCAGUUUUUCCCUUCUCACAGACAUGGAUGAUGUGACUCAGGUCUACAAGAAAGCCCUAGAGAUCUGCAACAAGCUCAACUAG
Messenger RNA from Pterocles gutturalis (yellow-throated sandgrouse), 1740 nucleotides. It is a transcript of the gene NUAK1, whose product is annotated as NUAK family, SNF1-like kinase, 1. Gene Ontology annotation, biological process: microtubule cytoskeleton organization; protein phosphorylation; intracellular signal transduction. The transcript is spliced from 6 exons. Lineage: Eukaryota; Metazoa; Chordata; Aves; Pterocliformes; Pteroclidae. The coding region runs from base 43 to 1740 and encodes 565 amino acids. Gene Ontology annotation, cellular component: cytoplasm. Gene Ontology annotation, molecular function: ATP binding; tau-protein kinase activity; protein serine/threonine kinase activity. The record is from RefSeq and is a predicted model, not a curated record.